AUGAAGAUUUUUCCACCACUUCUACUGCUAAAUACUGUAUUGGCUCGCUUCCACAGUAAUCCUUGCUCGGUUCACUAUCCGAACAACCCGGAUUUCUACCAGAAUCCUUGUGGAAUCGCGUUUCGAAAAUGGAUGGACGCAUAUCACCAGAACAUUGUUUCUUGCGAUGGGAACUGGCCCAAGUGCAGCGAUACAGGUUACUACCUCCCUCAAGAAUGUCACUCCAGAGUUGAUCAGUACGGCGAGGAAAAGGAGAUUUGCUCGUGCAUGAGCAUAUCCAACGGCGAAGUUCUCAAGUUCAUCCGCACUUGGGGCGGGCGAAAACAGCUCGUCCCCAUCAGCAGCGAGUAUUUUGAUGAUUUCGAACACCGCUUAGUUUGCCGUCUCGCCCAGAGAGCACAAAGAAAAACUCUCGACUUAGAAACCUUCUGCAAGAUGCGCUACAACAAAAGAUAUACCAAGGGUAGUAGUGCUGAAGUUACUGGUUGCGUAAUCAAUGGUCAAUGCAAAAAGGGAAAGCGUAAAAGUCCGUUACAUAACUUGUCUGUUAGCGAGUCAACAGCAGGAAGAGGGAGUUUCAUGCCCCAGACCCUCCAUCUAACAUUCGACUAA
Molecule: messenger RNA, 612 nt
Organism: Oikopleura dioica
Lineage: Eukaryota; Metazoa; Chordata; Appendicularia; Copelata; Oikopleuridae
Source: the annotation of a GenBank genome assembly